This is a messenger RNA of Hevea brasiliensis (rubber tree), 2212 nucleotides long. RefSeq lists its product as uncharacterized. NCBI's taxonomy places the organism in Eukaryota, Viridiplantae, Streptophyta, Magnoliopsida, Malpighiales, Euphorbiaceae. The record is from RefSeq and is a predicted model, not a curated record. Gene Ontology annotation, molecular function: acetylglucosaminyltransferase activity. Bases 366 to 1922 code for a protein of 518 amino acids. The transcript is spliced from 3 exons.
UCACUCAGUGGCACAAUACUGGGGGAGUGUGCAAUCUGGCAGCUAUGCAUGCUCUCUCACUGCAUUUACCUCUCUGCAACUCCUCCAUCUUCGUUUUUCCUUGACACUGCAUCUCUCACUGCCCAAAAGUAGUUUUCCCUCUCUUUCCUUCAUUUUCCCUCAUUUUCUCUUUCUGGGUCUUUGCAUUUUUCAUUAGUUAUUACUGUCAUGGUUCCCAUUUUAUCCAUGCUCCAUCUUUUUUCCAAAUCCGGCAACACCCAUCUAGAUUCUCCUAAAUCUUUCGUCUUCUGAUACACAUUUUUGUAGCUAUUCCUAUUAGGAGCCAAAAGGGGAAAAAUAAGAAGUAGAUAUUGAAUUUGAAGAAUAUGAAAGUGACCCAGAAAGAUUCAGAGAAAAUAAUUUGGGAUCAGAUGAGAAGCCCAUCUGGAAACCCCAUUUCUGGACCUGGUUCACAGACUCGAAUCCUACCUAAGCUUAUGGUAUGGCUUAUCCUAUUCGUUUCACUCACCUAUGUUGUUUACACCCUCAAGCUGGUCGCUACUUCGCGCGACUGCAAUCACGAGCCUUUCUCUACCCAUCAUCAUCUCUCCAUUAUCUCUAAUCAUUCUCAGCCCUUGAUUCAAAAUCACACGGCCUUAACCAUUCACCGGGGAGGCAACCAAGAAACCCAUCAACCGACGGAGAUUCACCAUAUAGUUUUUGGCAUCGCUGCCUCAGCUAAGCUAUGGGAACAGAGGAAGAACUAUAUCAAGAUUUGGUUUAAACCUGAGAAAAUGCGAGGCAUUGUGUGGCUAGAUGAUGCUGUCAAGACCCGUGAAAGGGACGGGUUACCCCCGGUUAAAAUCUCCGGCGAUACUUCCCGUUUCGCUUACACGAACCGCCAAGGCCAUCGAUCGGCGAUACGGAUCUCGCGGAUCGUGUCGGAAACACUGCGUCUUGGUCUCAACAAUGUGAGGUGGUUCGUAAUGGGGGACGACGACACCGUUUUUAUCACGGAGAAUCUAGUUAGAGUGCUGAGGAAGUAUGAUCAUAAUCAGUAUUAUUAUAUCGGGAGCUUAUCGGAGUCCCAUUUGCAAAACAUAUAUUUCUCUUAUGGGAUGGCCUAUGGCGGCGGCGGUUUUGCCAUAAGCUACCCAUUAGCAAAAGCGCUCGAUAAAAUGCAAGAUAAGUGUAUUCAGAGAUAUCCUGGGCUCUACGGAUCUGACGACCGAAUGCAGGCUUGUAUGGCUGAACUCGGUGUACCUCUCACCAAGGAAACCGGAUUUCACCAGUAUGAUGUGUAUGGAAACCUGUUUGGACUCCUUGCAGCACACCCCGUUACACCCCUGGUCUCAUUGCAUCACCUUGAUGUUGUUGAGCCCAUUUUCCCUAAUGUGACUCGAGUUCAAGCACUUCAGCAGCUAAUGGUGCCUAUGAAGCUGGACUCAGCAGGAUUAAUGCAACAAUCCAUCUGCUAUGAUAAAUCUAAGAGCUGGACCAUUUCUGUUUCUUGGGGCUUUGCAGUUCAAAUUUUCCGAGGAGUCUUUUCGCCUCGUGAAAUAGAAAUGCCAUCAAGAACAUUUUUAAAUUGGUAUAGAAGAGCAGAUUACACUGCAUAUGCAUUCAACACUCGACCAGUUACUCGAAACCCUUGCCAAAAACCCUUUGUAUUUUACAUGUCAAAGACAAGAUUUGAUUCUUCAUUGAAUGUAACAGUGAGUGAGUAUGGCCGGCAUCGUGUCCCUCACCCUGCAUGCAAGUGGAAAAUGUCUGAUCCUACUAAGCUUGAUGUGGUUGUGGUCUAUAAGAAGCCUGACCCUCAUCUAUGGGAUAGAUCUCCAAGAAGAAACUGCUGCAGGGUGAUGAACUCAAAGAAGAAAGGAAGCAUUGCAGUUGAUGUGGGUGUAUGUAGGGAAGGUGAGGUCAGUGAAAUACAGUCAUAGUUGGAAGAGUUUUAGGCGGGUAGCUUCUUAUCUUCCUUGUUAUUCUCUCUCAAAUUCUUAGUUCUUUAAUUUAUUUCUCUUGUUGCCAAUUUUGAAAGUGUAUUCCAGAGUAGAGACUGACUAAAAAAAUGUCAUUAGACAGGAGAUAUGUUGAUGUAUAAAAGUCUUAGUUUAUAUAUUCUAUUCAUGUUGUAGUCUUGUAGACUUUUUAGUUCUGUAUUAGCUAAUAGUUAAUCCUUCAUUGACUUUUAUGAGAUAAGAGGCCAUGUGCUAAGCCUUAAUUCUCUCAA